AUGCCCAUAGCACUGUCCCCUCCCUUCCGGCCAAGAAAUGGCUUGACCAAGUUCACCAACUGCCGCCUCCUGCGCGGCGAUAAGCUGGUCGAGGAGGAUCUCUGGGUCAGCUCGCUGUCCGGCAAGGUUGUCAACAGUCAGGCUGCCUUUUUCGACGACCUCGUCCUCCCCGACCAGACCAUCGACCUCGGCGGCCGCAUCAUCUCGCCGGGCAUGAUCGAUGUGCAGCUCAACGGCGCGUUCGGCUUCAACUUCUCGACGCUGCUCGAUGACAUGUCACAGUAUGGCAAAAAGGUCAAGGAGGUGCAGAAGUUGCUGGUGCAGACGGGCGUCACAUCGUACAAUCCCACCAUCACCAGCCAGAGGCCAGAACUAUACCAGAAGGCUCUUCCGUUCCUGGGACCGUCAGGGCACUUGCAGGAGGCCGAAGAUGGGGCCGAGUCGCUCGGCGCUCACUGCGAGGGGCCGUUCCUCAGCCCGACCAAGAAUGGCGUGCACAACGUCGACGUGUUGAUAGAGGCGCAGACGUACGAGGAUCUCGAGGCGUGCUACGGCAAGCACAAUCUCACGCCUCGCGCCGAGGGCGAAAAGAUCCCCAUCAAGUACAUCACGGCGGCGCCGGAGCGCGGCCAGAUGAUGAAGCUGAUUCCGGAGCUCACGGCAAAGGGCAUCAUCUACUCGGUGGGACACUCCGAGGCGACGUACGAAGAGGCGUCCAAGGCCGUGGGCCAGGGCGCGACAAUGAUUACGCACCUGUUCAACGCCAUGCGUCCUCUGCAUCAUCGAAACCCAGGCAUCUUCGGCGUCCUAGGUAUCGCCGAGAGCCUGCCGCGGCCGUAUUUUGGCAUCAUCGCCGACGGCAUCCACUUACACCCAACCACCAUCAAGAUCGCCUUCAACUCACAUCCCGACGGAUUCAUUCUCGUCACCGACGCCAUGCACCUUGUCGGACUGCCUGACGGCGCAUACCCGUGGACCAACGGUGACACGACGUGUAAUAUCGUCAAGGUGGGAUCCAAGCUGCUCCUGGAGAACUCGGACACCAUUGCCGGCAGUUCCAUCACCCUCCUCGAAUGCGUCAACAACUUCCUGCAGUGGACAGGCACCGGAAUUCCACACGCGCUCAAGGCUGUGACGGCGACCCCCGCUGCCAUGCUGGGCUUACAGGGAGUCAAAGGAUCGCUUGACGCUGGUGCUGACGCUGACCUGGUCAUCUUUUCAGAGGCGAAGACGCCCGGCCAGCCCAGCACUCUGGUAUUGGACGAAGUGUGGAAGUUUGGCACCAGAGUUCACCGCGUUAUCCACAAUUUGUAG
This is a messenger RNA of Trichoderma breve, 1314 nucleotides long. RefSeq names its product amidohydrolase family domain-containing protein. Bases 1 to 1314 code for a protein of 437 amino acids. Gene Ontology annotation, molecular function: N-acetylglucosamine-6-phosphate deacetylase activity. Lineage: Eukaryota; Fungi; Ascomycota; Sordariomycetes; Hypocreales; Hypocreaceae. The transcript has 3 exons. Gene Ontology annotation, biological process: N-acetylglucosamine catabolic process. The record is from RefSeq and is a predicted model, not a curated record.